This is a messenger RNA of Medicago truncatula (barrel medic), 94 nucleotides long. RefSeq lists its product as uncharacterized. The annotation marks the transcript as partial. NCBI's taxonomy places the organism in Eukaryota, Viridiplantae, Streptophyta, Magnoliopsida, Fabales, Fabaceae. The transcript has a single exon. The record is from RefSeq and is a predicted model, not a curated record.
AUGUGUCUCGGUCGGAUGUGGAACGGUUUGUGCCGGUCCGCCAAUCGGCUCGGGACAUUGACCGACGCGGAUUGUGAUGGUGGCCCAAGCCUGG